AGCAUAAUAACUAGACUAUUGAGGCAUGGUGCUGCACCAUGCUAAAACAAGCUAGGGAAAACACUAGCUAAUCAAUUUCAAUCAACCAGAAAUAAUCGCUUAUUAGUCGCUAAUAAAAAAAUUUGAAAACCCCGAUGUUCCCUGGUAUUUUUGUUUAAUAUUAGAUAUACAUGCAGGGGUGCAGAAAGUACUCGCCCGCUUGCCAAAUGUGAGUAAAAUUCGGACGGACAAGUUAAAAAAUGCAACUACUCGUCUGGCGGACGGUCUAUUUUGAUUUUGACGAUUGUAAACAUUUUUUUUUCCCCAUCAAAUCCACGACUCCGUGUCAGAAUCCAAACAAUUGAAACAAACUGUACAGAAUUAUGACAAAAUACACAACAAUACGAUUUGGAGUUCUGAACUGCAAGUGCGACAUUCCGAAAACAAAGUCAGUCAACGGCUUGUUUAGUUGGAACUGAAUGCCUAAAAUGCCAAGGGUGUCUAAGGCAGCAUUAGCCAAAGUGGUUACUGCAGCUGUCAAGCGAAAAGCUCCUGCAAAACACAAGUUGGCAGAGGAAUUCCCAUCAGGUGAAAUUCUUUUUGACGUUGCUAAAGGUCAAUGGAAACUGGGACCUGUUAUUGGGAAAGGAGGAUUUGGACUCAUUUAUCUUGCAACUGAUGACUUGCGAGCACCAGUAGACAAACAUGCCCAAUAUGUUGUUAAAAUAGAACCGAUUGACAAUGGUCCCUUGUUUUGCGAACUACAUUUUUAUCAGAGGGCUGCAAAAAUUGAAAUGAUUGACUCGUGGGUUCAAGAGAGGAGACUGAGGUACCUGGGUGUACCCAAGUACAUUGGUACAGGAAGACAUGAAAAGAAUGGGCGGACAUACCGCUUCAUGGUAAUACAGAGAUUCAGUACAGACCUGCAGAAGUUGUUUGUCAAGUCACAGACGUUCCUUCCUCGCACCGUCAUGGCUCUUGGUUUAAGAAUGAUUGAUGCUUUGGAAUAUCUUCAUGAGAAUGAAUACAUCCAUGCUGAUAUCAAAGCUGCCAACAUGUUGCUUGGAUACAAGGGAGCAAAGAUAGCUCAAGACGAGGUUUACCUUGUUGACUAUGGCCUGGCAUUUCGUUACUCGGUGGAUGGAAAACACAAAGAAUACAAGGAAGAUCCUCGGAAGGCUCAUGAUGGAACGAUUGAAUUCACCAGCCGAGACGCACACAAAGGAGUCUGUCCCUCUCGCCGUGGGGAUUUUGAGAUCCUCGGAUACUGCAUGUUGCAGUGGCUUUGUGGCCGCUUGCCAUGGGAAGAUAACCUGUCAGAUCCAGACUAUGUCAGAGAUUCCAAAAUAAAAUAUAUGCGAAACAUUCCAUCACUGUUAAAAGCUUGUUUUCCCGGAAGAGAUCAUCCAGAUGCCAUCAGCUCGUACCUGAGUUUGGUUGUUAAACUAGACUAUGAUGAGAAGCCUGACUACAAACAGUUAAGAAAGAUCCUGCUUGAUGGUUUGCAUAAGAUGGGCUGUAAAGAUGAGUGGAAGUUGCAUUUACCACCUUCAGGGACCAUAUCGACCACACCCAUCAUAACAAAGGUGCAAAGAAAGAGAAAAUCUCCACUUCCACAAGAUGACUCAGGAGAACCAAGUUUUGUUCCACCAAAACAAAGGAAGACCACAAGUAAAGUUGUGCGGUCUCCGGUACCUGCUGUCAUGACAUCUCCCAGGAGGAGAAAGGUUGCUUCUCCAGGUAAAACAAAACCGCCAAAGACAUUGAGUAAUGGACAAAUUGACCUAAGUUCUGUUUCAUGGGCAGCUCGGUCACCAAGUGCAGACGUGAAAAAGACAAAAAGUGCAACAGGCCCAAAGAGAACACCAACAAAACGUCGAGUGAAGCGAUCAAGGAAGCCAGAAAUGGAUGCAGCAAUUCAAACGACUCCUGGUUUGAAACGCAACCGAUGACACCGGAAGAUGCUCAUCAGUAACAGAAUUGCGUGUAAAAAGACAGAAAGAGAAUCACUAGAAACAUCAGAGCUUGAAAUUAUACUUCCCACUAUGACAUUUUGCACAUGUGUUUAUAGCUACUAGUUUAAUAUUUUCCCUCAUUACAUGAGAACCAAACAGUAAACAUUUUUUUAAAUGUAUUUCAAAGAAAGGUACACCAGGUAAUUUAUAUUUCUAAUCAAAGUAUUGGGGUUUUUUGUUAAUUGUAGUUUAAACAAUUAGCUUUUCACCUUCUUUUUUUUUGUUACUAUACUGGCAACUAUCUAAUGUGAUAAACAGUUAUGAAUUAAAAUGUUUGUUUUGUGUAUAUUUGAUGCAUUAUUCCUUUCAGAACUAGUGCUUUAAUGUGUUCCCGGUGUUGCUUAUUAGUCCCAUACCGGUUCAACCGGAUGGGACUACAGGUUUCAUCUCCAUCCUUCUGUCUGUCCGUCUGUCCGACAUAUGUUUCUGGAUGUUUUUUGCAGAAGGCUUUGAGAUAUUGAGCUAAAAUUUUGUGUAUAACUUUAUCAUGUACUGUUACAGAUUAAGUUUGACUUUCAUUGCGAUUUAUCCAUUUUUGACAGAAUUAUGGCCCUUGAACUUAAAAGAUAUGAAAUUUUGGUUUCCAGACUUUUUUGCAGAAGGCCUUUAGAUAUUAACCUGGAAUUUUGUGUAUAGCUUUAUCAUGUACUGUUACAGAUGAAGUUUAACUUUCAAUUUACCCAUUUUUGACACAGUUAUGGUCCUUGAACAUUGGAGAUAUGAAAAUUUGUUUCCUGCACGUUUGUGUUGCAAUACUUGAAAAUAUUACGGUGAAAUUUUGCAUAUAGCUUUAUCAUAUACUGUUACUGAUCAAGUUUAACUUUCAUGGUGAUUUACCCACUUUUCACUGAUGUUUGGCCCUUGAAUUUAGGAGAUACAAAAAAGUAUUGGGUCAGGUGUAUUGCUUUAGCAGUACUCUCAAAAUGCUUGUUGUAACAAGUGCAUGUGUGAAACCCCAACAUGGAAUGUAUUAUAAGCAAAACAAAUAUGCUUGUUUUAAAUUUAAACAAUAAUACCGUUUUCAUGUACUGUACAUUAUAAACCUCAUUAUUAUUCAAGAUACUUAUAAAUAAACUAUGUUUGUAAAAUAUAAAUUUAGAGAUGAUUAAUGUUUUUGCAAUGUGCUAGUAACUUGUUAUUUUAUCAUACUUGUAUAAUACACAUUCAAUUCAUCAACUGUGUAAAUAGAUUAGAUGUAAAUAGUUUCGUUUGGUGUUUUCUAGUAUUGAUUCUAAAACUCUAACGUUUGUGGAAUUCAUUGUAUUUGUUUUCAUUUUUACUUUGACUACAUUACUUUAAGGUCUUUAUUCAUGCUUGUGAAAACACCAAAAGCAUAUUUUAUAUGGGCAAGUACAAAGGCAGGUAUGAUAUCUACAUUAGAAUAUUAAAAAAAAAAAAAUUUUGUUUUUUAAAUCGCAUACAUAUCACCAGACAGUUAUUUAUCAUUUAAUAUCUAACUUGUCACUCUUGAGACUGUGCCAUCACUAUGUACAUUCCAGUUAUGCUGCAUUCAUAUGGUGCUCAUGAAUAUCAUGAAUUCAAAUGUUCCAAAUUGUAAACAAGUCUUCAUCAAAUGGAGAGCGCAGGUGAUUUAUAGAUUGCACUGCCACUCCAAUCUCACACACCCCAACUGACAAUUGUGCGAAUGAUUUGUUUGUUGUGCCAUUUUUUCCACGAAUUGUGCAGACUGAGACAGAAAAUCCUACCUCAGUAAGUAAUAUGUUGUUGAGUUGGAUGUGUAAUGGCAUCUUAUUAAAAUAGACAGAUAGACGUAUGUCAGUGAUUUGCCCGUCACCUGGUGAGUCAGUGCCCAUCAUCAGAUCCAUUUUCAUUUUCAACCAGUACUCCAAAGGUCAUAAUCAUGGUAUUUGUUGUCCUGUCUUAUGUAAAUGUAUAUAAAAAACUAAUUUGGUGCUGUGACACAUGGGUAGUCGGAGUUGUGCAUUUCUCUAAACCAAGUGAUUCAGUUAUAUAAAAAGUCGCCUCACAAAUGUUGAUAAUGAAUAAUGAAAGGAUAAUUCAAUAACUGCAGUAAGCUGACAUACUGUUGAACAAAUAUUACUUAAUACGAAGAACAACAGAAAACAAUGAUUAAGACUGGGAAGAAUGUGUUAACUUAUGUUCUAAGUCUGUGUUUUGUUGUUAACAUUGUUACCAACGUAGAGAAUCUCAGUUAACAAAUUUAGUGCUACUAUUAAAAAAACUGAAUAAAAAUAGCUUUUACUGUCCUUUGUUACCAUCAUUAGUUUCACAUCAUGUUCGUUCAGACCUGCUGUAAGCAGAACCUGUACAUGUGUAACAAGUUAACAAGCACCUGUCUGUCUGUCUGUUUAUAGAAGGCAUUUCAAAUAAAUCCAGAACAUAUACAAAUGGCCACCUACCUUUAUAUAUGUAAUGGCAAGUAUCUCAUAGCUGACUCUUUAUAGAUAUGCUUGGCUGUUGUCAGUAAAUAUUAUUUUACUUGUAUGUAUUAAAUCAUGUAUGCUUAGUCUAAUCCAUUUACAUAUGAGGAUAACAGCAUUGUUUUAGAAACUGCUCUGAAGCACGACUCAUUUCACCCAGGUGCAAUAAAAUGUUUUGUAAAAA
Gigantopelta aegis is the source of this 4580-nucleotide messenger RNA. Its product is annotated as serine/threonine-protein kinase VRK1-like. Gene Ontology annotation, molecular function: ATP binding; protein serine/threonine kinase activity. Gene Ontology annotation, cellular component: nucleus; cytoplasm. The coding region runs from base 459 to 1931 and encodes 490 amino acids. Gene Ontology annotation, biological process: signal transduction; peptidyl-serine phosphorylation. Lineage: Eukaryota; Metazoa; Mollusca; Gastropoda; Neomphalida; Peltospiridae. The transcript is spliced from 13 exons. The record is from RefSeq and is a predicted model, not a curated record.